AUGUACUACGUAACGGUAAUUUCCAACGAGAUGGCCGGUGAAGGAGGAGCAUUGUCGUUUUCGGUGGCGACGGCAGUGGAGGAUGUACUGCAACAACAUGAUAAUACAUUCAAAGGCCUUGAUUUGGAGUCCAGGAAAGCUAAAGAAGCCGCGUCAAGAAGGUACGAAGCUGCGGGGUUGUUGGGAAAGAUGGUUCGACCUGGAGCUGUGCCUAAGGUUGUGGAGAGUCCAUGUGAUGCUGCGCUUAUACCCGAUGGAGCAGCAUUAUCUGCAAUGUUCCAGCACUAUUUGUUUUAG
This is a messenger RNA of Dovyalis caffra, 297 nucleotides long. The record is from the annotation of a GenBank genome assembly. NCBI's taxonomy places the organism in Eukaryota, Viridiplantae, Streptophyta, Magnoliopsida, Malpighiales, Salicaceae.